Liolophura sinensis is the source of this 4212-nucleotide messenger RNA. RefSeq names its product protein Son-like. Gene Ontology annotation, molecular function: RNA binding. Lineage: Eukaryota; Metazoa; Mollusca; Polyplacophora; Chitonida; Chitonidae. The coding region runs from base 149 to 2911 and encodes 920 amino acids. The transcript has 14 exons. The record is from RefSeq and is a predicted model, not a curated record. Gene Ontology annotation, biological process: regulation of mRNA splicing, via spliceosome; regulation of cell cycle.
GAUAACUCUAGUUGGAGAAAAAUGGCCGGCACAAUGCAAGUAGAUGUCGAUGUCGUUUUAUAAAUGAAAAUCAUUAAGAGCGUGUUACAAAGGUCUGGAAAUCUCUUGAUCUAUAUUUUCUGAUGGGGUAUGGUUGUAUACUUUAGCGAUGGAGGGUAAUGAAUUAAAAAAGAUUCCAUUGACUGAGAUGAAAACUGACUAUGACAGAUCUACCAAAACACUCCAUGAGUUAAAAAAAGAACCAAAUGAGAGCUCUGGUAGCAGUGCAACUGUAAGCUCAGACAAUGGCAAGGAAGGCCGUGUACAUGUACCUUCAGCUGAAACAAGUAAGGGAGACUACUCAGACAGGGCGAAGCACAGUGAACUGCUGCAUAUAGGGGAGUCCAUUAAAGAGCGAAUUAAAGCAGAAAUGAAGGCAUCAGUAAUUAAAGGCCCAAGGUCUCAGGAAGAUGAGCGGACAAGGUCAGAUAUAGUGGAUGAAAUGUUUCGAGACUUCCUGGCUGAGAAGAUGGAACUUGUUGAGAAAGAAUAUGUGCGAAAGCGCAAGUUGGAUGACUCAACCAAAACCACCUCCGUAUCUGAGGAAACUGCCUGUCAGAAGAAGUCCAAAAGAGACAGUGAUUCUUUAGUUAGAGAUACCAAGCACAAACUGAAAGAAUCAAAAUCAAAGUCUUCCCAGUCUAAAAGAACGUCAAAAUCCGUUUCCUCUGUAGAUGAUCAAAAUGCAGGUGUAGAUCUCCCAUCUGAGGCCAAAGUUCAUGUGAGAGCUAUGACAAUGGCUUUGAGAAAUUUAGCUGAAACUGACCCAUUUGAAACUGCAUCUUCAGGCACAGAGAAAUAUGCACCUGUUGCAACUACAGCAGCAGUGCCUUCUACUGUACAACCAGCUCACCAAACUGUAGGCUCAGGUCUCACAGAGGGAAAGAAACCGGUAUUACCUUUGAAAAUAUCGUCAGCUAGUGCCAGUCGUAUAUUAUCAGGGGAGACAACUGUACCAGAGGCGAAUAGAAAGAAGCAGCUUGAAGAAGGAGAGGUUAUGUCCUCGGGGACUGAUGACACAACUGAUGAUGACAGUGACGAAGGAGAGGAUGCUAAUGGUAAAAAUGAUAAGGAUGGUGAACCAUCUGAAACAGGCAGUAUUAGUGACUCUGACGCAGAGAAAACUAGCACAUCCAAGCCUAAAAAAAAGAAGAAGAAACACAAACAUAAACACAAGCAUAAGAAGAAGAAGAAAAAGAGCAGCAAGAGUUCAAAGACCAAGAAAAAGAAGUCAGCCAGAUCCAGAUCUCGAUCCUUGUCACCCAGAAUUCGUAAACAUUCCCGCACCCGUUCCCCCUCCCCUGGGCGUUACCGGGAUCGCUCUCCCCUCAUGUCAGAUAGUAAGUGGGUGGCAGAGACGGGGAAGCCUAUUGGUCUUCUGUCAAGGUCCUACAGGGAGCGUCACGGUUUGUCAGACAGUAAGUGUUCAAGACGAGAGACGAGGGAGAGAAGUCGAGGACGGGACAGACAUGAUGAUGAUGUCAGGGAGAAGAGACGAGAUUCUGAACUGCAGAUUGACAAGGCUAAAUUACGAAAGAUUGCCAUAGCUAAUGCAGUCAGUAUGAUGAAGACUGGUGGCUCAGGCCAAGCCAGUCUGGGGUCUGAUACUCUAGUCAAGCUGAAGGCAGGAGGCAAGUCUGUAGAGGAACUUACAGACUACUGCAAGAAAAUCAGUGAUCGUGACCGAGAGCGCCAGCUACAUCGACUUCAGAAUGCAGACGACUCUUUGUCAGACUCCUCCGAGGAUUAUGAGGGCGGGGCCAAGUCUGAGGAGGAGGACUUCACUGUCCAUCAUCCCUUCACUGUCAAGGAGGCCCCAAAUAUUGUUAUGAACAUCAGGAAUUCCAAGCAGUUGCCAACUUUGACUCCUCAAGAGAAAGUGACAGAGUCUGCCAAGCUGCGGCUGACCUUUCCCGUAUCCAGUGGGAGUCAGCACCGUGCCAAGGAGUCUGAGUGGGUGCCCGUUGAGAAAACAACAGCUGCUGCAGCUACAACCACCACCGCCGUCAUCACCACCAUCACCAAACCCUCAACAGCCAGUGUUCCACAAACCAUCACACAGACCACUGACUCAGUGACACCUGCUGCAACAACAACAACCAUCACCACGGCAGCAGAGGCAGCUGUGGAGGUUGCCACGGUGACAGCCCAAGAUAAAGUCUUCCCAGAUCCUCCAAAGAUGCCAAUGGACAUUGGAAGGAUUGUGUCAGAGCGCCUGGCUGCUGUGCGCCGCCUACAACAAAACCCAAACGAUGUUCAGGCAAUUAGCCAGAUGCACACUGCUCAGAAAAAGGCGAGCCUAUGGGCAGAGUCUAAAGUGUUACCAGGCCAGUUCAUGGGCAGUACAGGGGCUACGAUCAUGUCUCAGCAGGAGUUGAUGGGGCCAGACAAAAAACGGCAGGCAUGGGCCAGAAAGGAGCAGUUAACCACAGCCGCGCCUCUCUCUGGUGGGCUUGGCAUGAUGAUGUUACAGAAACUGGGCUGGAAACAGGGAGAAGGGUUGGGCAAGAACAAAGAUGGCCCGCAAACCCCGCUUAUGUUAGAUGUCAAGGUUGACCGUAAAGGUCUGACCUCCCAAGAAGAGACCCAAAAGAAAACUGCUGUUUACAAACCACAGAAAGCUGCAGUCCGUGAUCUAUCAGGAAAACACCCAGUCUCUGCCCUGGUGGAACUCUGCAGUAAGAAGCGAUGGGGAACGCCAGAUUUUAUCCUGGUGCAGGAAAGCGGACCAGCGCACAAAAAGAGCUUUGUGUUCAAGGUUGGCGUGAAUGGUGUGGAGUACCAGUCUGCUGUGGCCAGUAAUAACAAGAAACAGGCCAAGGCUCAAGCUGCUACCGUCUGUCUACAAGAGCUGGGACUAGUGCCUAGAUGAGCAUCAUGCUGUCAAAGAGCUGGGACUAGUGUCUAGAUGAGGAUCAAGCUGUCUACAUGACCUGGGAUUAGUGCCUAGAUGAGGUUCAUUCAGCCAGUCUAGUCCACAUGAUCUGAGAUUAGUGCCUAGAUGAGGUUCAUUCAGCCAGUCUUGUCCACAUGAUCUGAGAUUGGUGCCUAGAUGAGGUUCAUUCAGCCAGUCUUGUCCACAUGAUCUGAGCUUAGUGCCUAGAUGAGGUUCAUUCAGCCUGUCUUGUCUACAUGAUCUGAGAUUAGUGCCUAGAUGAGGUUCUCUCAGCCAGUCUGUCUACAGGGACUGGGAUUAGUGCCUACAUGAGGUUCAUUUAUCCACAGUCCGUCUUCAACAGCUGGGAUUAGUGGCAGAGGUUCAAACAGUACAGCAGAGGCUAGGUUAAGGACAGUAUGCAGAGAGAAGCACUCCUGAAUAGUCAUGCAUUGGGUUAGCACUCAGAGCACAGUAGGCAUGAUGUUGUUUUCUCCCAGGGGUUUUCUCCCAGGCUCUGCCCGGUUUCCUCCCACCAUAAUGCUGGCUGCUGUGAUAUAAGUCAAAUAUUCUGGAGUACAGCGUACAACACUAAUCAAAUAAAUAAAUACGUGCUCACAGCUCAAGAGACCUCAUGGUGUACAAAAGAGAUCCAGAUUAUGCAUGUUACACGUCACUGUGAACUUACAUAUGGCAUUGUGAAUCGAGGUGAAGCUCUCCAAAGCUGUUGUGUUUUCCAUAACGCUAAGCAAUAGUGUUAACUAUUAAAGUUACAAAUGCCAGUGACAAAAGGAAAUAUAAUUUCAGUAUUCUUCACACUGUUUUUCUGAUCUCUUGUGUGUUUUAUACAUGUGUAUGUUGGUCAGUGUCACAAACUGAGGUUAAUGCUGAAUGGAAAGCCUUGUAUUCGAAGUUCAAAAUUCCUAAUCUCAGUUGUCUCUGUGCUUUGUAACAGUGUUACAGACUUUUCAAAAUUUAUUGAACAACUUUAAUUUAUGUUUAUCUAGGUCAUGAAUGAAGUAACUAAAACUGAAGAUCAAAAUGUGUGUUCCACCAAAAUAUAGUGUUUGUAAAUAGCUUAGUCAGGUUGUUUCUAUAAAAUUAUGAAAUUUGUGGUAGAAACAUUGUGAUGCUCAUAAAGGAGAUACAUGGAUAUCCCAUUCCCUGCAUAUUGAAGUUAUCUUGGGUUGGUAUGUAGCCAUGAUGGAAGAACAGCUGCUUUCCGAAUAAAACUUAUUUUAGAAACAAAACAGAUGUAAUUGUGAUGAUUGAACGAAGCUGUACAUUGUAAAUGCAAA